Messenger RNA from Diaporthe citri, 225 nucleotides. RefSeq lists its product as uncharacterized. Bases 1 to 225 code for a protein of 74 amino acids. The transcript has 2 exons. Lineage: Eukaryota; Fungi; Ascomycota; Sordariomycetes; Diaporthales; Diaporthaceae. The record is from RefSeq and is a predicted model, not a curated record.
AUGGGCAACAUUCUUUUCCGGUUGCUCAAUUUGAGGGCCCCGCGGGAGAUUUGCCAUGACGACGGCGGCGGAUGCUACGAAAACAUCAUUUCAAAACCGCUGGUAGCACCCGCGGCAGAAGCCCCGAGCAUCAAGGGCCUCAGGAGAAUCACCUUCGGCCGCAAGUCGACGCAGCCGGGGAGCCGCAGGGUGAUCGGUGGCUAUCCGAAAAAUUAUCACUGGUGA